Molecule: messenger RNA, 2046 nt
Organism: Juglans regia (Persian walnut)
Lineage: Eukaryota; Viridiplantae; Streptophyta; Magnoliopsida; Fagales; Juglandaceae
Product: E3 ubiquitin-protein ligase RING1-like
Exons: 6
Coding region: 37-954 (305 amino acids)
Biological process (GO): protein ubiquitination
Cellular component (GO): cytoplasm
Molecular function (GO): ubiquitin protein ligase activity
Source: RefSeq, a predicted model, not a curated record
AGUAGAGACUGGCAAUCCUCCUUUGGAUCGUAAACAAUGUCUCUGGUGAUCGGCGGGUCUCGUUUCACAGCAAAUGGAAUCCGAAGGGCAAGAACCUUCCAUUACUUCUGGUGUCAAAAUUGCCGACAUAUUGUGAGGAUUCCCUCCACAAACCUAUACGAAAUAUGUCCCCAAUGCUUCCAUGAGUUAUAUCUUCAGCUGGAGGUGUCAAUGCAUAGGCUUGUCACUGAUUCCAGGGACCCAGAACCCUCCCCUGCGACUCGCCUACUUGACCCAUCUACGAGGCGUCGUCCAAAUACUGGUUUUGAUCGGAGAUUUGAAUGGUUAUCAGAAGUUGAAGAUGAGCCGGUUCAGCAAGCUUGGAUUACCCUUGAAUUCGUCCGACCGCCUCGUCCUCCAAGACCCAUUUCGCCAGUAGAAAAUGUGUUUGCCCGGGACAAUAACGUUAGCGAUGCCAUGUCUGGGGACGCGCUAUUGGAGUUCACUGAAGGGAUGGUUUGGCAGAAUGACCGGCCAGGACCUCCUCCCACCGCCGCUUCAGCCAUUGAAGCCUUGCCAAGGGUGAAACUCACGCAAAAGCAUUUGGACAACGACCCGAGUUGCCCGGUAUGCAAGGAAGAGUUUGAUCUUGGUGGAGAAGUCAGAUUGAUGCCGUGCAAGCAUUUCUAUCACUCUGAUUGCAUUGUCCCUUGGUUGUGCAUCCACAACACUUGCCCUGUUUGCCGCUAUGAGCUGCAAGACGAUUCCAACAGCGAUCUUGAAGACACAGAUGAUGAAGAUUUUCGCUUUGAAGACGUGCCAGAUUGGUUGAACUGGUUAUGGAGUCGGCUGUUCUCUCUGUGGCCUUUCCGUAUAGUGUUGGAUUUGACACAUCGCUACCUUGAUUUCGAAGAUGCUAGCUCAGCCUCUCAUGAUGGGCGUAGCUCCUGGUGGCGCUCCUGGCUCAUUCUAUAGGCUUGUGUUUAUAUCACCGCCGAUGCUAAAAACGGUUUGUGUGAGGCUCUACAAUUUACAAUUAUGUUGCUUUUAAGACAGGUAAAAAUAUUAACUUUGGUAAUGAUUAACAAGAUAUAACAAAGGAAAAGACGAUGAAGCUUGGCAGGUAAACGUUCUGUUCUUUAACUAAAUCAUCCUAAUGAUUUCAUUUUCCCAAUAUUUCUAACAUAAUUUAUUCGAUUUUUGGAAACUGAUCGAUCUAUACCAGUGAUGUAGGACGUCAAAACUGUUUCAUUUAAACAAUUUUCGCACGUUCAUUAUGUUAAAAUGUCAUUUAUUAUUGUUUCUCGAUCUUGACAUCAUGUUAUCUGCAAUCUAUUUAACACCUUUUUUCCCCUCCCUCUGACCAUGUUGCAGUUUCUGAUUUUCAUGAAGGUAAUUUUAGCUUUGAGACCUUCAUUAGCUUGAUGGAUUUAGUUUCAGGAACGGUCGUGUGCCUAAUUGGAUAAUAAACUAUCGUGGAUUCAAUAUCGAGUGGAAUUGUAGAGCCUAACCUCUUGUGAUGGGAGCAGAAGCAGUAGUUUUGGAGUAUGGAGUGAGAGAGUGGGGAAUGGUUGGAGCAGUUGCUGUGUUUAUCACUAGGCAUAGACAACUGGUUGGAGGUGGCAAAGAAGUUCUACUUCUGUGGUUAUUGUUUUGACUUUUCAAUAUGGGUUUACAACUUCAGUUAAGAGGCUUGCUUGGCAGUUGGCGGAGCUGCUACGCCUUGGCUUCUUAGACCUGCAGCGUGCAUGGAAGCUGGAUGUGUCAAUGUCAAGGGAUGGACAAGGCGGCAAUGUUCUGAGAUAAUAUACGAAAUCUGGCUUGUUGGUGGACAUGAAAAUGACUUUUUGACGUGCAAUUUUUGCUCUCACAACAAUCACUCGCUCUUGCAAGAGGACAUAUCGUCAACUUGUACGUGCGGACAAAACUGACAUCUUCGCACAUCCUUUCCCAGUGGGGCAUUACAUCUUGAAAAUGGCUUAUGUGAUCAGCAAUCCAAAACUCGACUGCUUCUCAGUUGCUGAUGCUCAAAAGGAACCAUCAUAUCUUACACUUCAAUGGAUACAG